Molecule: messenger RNA, 581 nt
Organism: Macrosteles quadrilineatus (aster leafhopper)
Lineage: Eukaryota; Metazoa; Arthropoda; Insecta; Hemiptera; Cicadellidae
Gene: robl
Product: dynein light chain roadblock-type 2
Exons: 4
Coding region: 174-467 (97 amino acids)
Biological process (GO): microtubule-based movement
Cellular component (GO): cytoplasmic dynein complex; cytoplasm; centrosome
Molecular function (GO): dynein intermediate chain binding
Source: RefSeq, a predicted model, not a curated record
UCAGUCAAUGAAUCCAGCUGUCUGUCAAUACUCCUCGUUGCCGUCAACAACAUUGUUUAACCGUGUGUAAUUUGUUAAUUUGUUAGGUAUCGAAUAAAUUAUUACUAAAAGCUGUACGUUGUACGAGUUUGUCAGUUUUGAGAGUAUUGCCUUCAAAUAAUUAAAGUUUAGAUAUGGCAAGUGAAGUUGAAGAAACUCUCAAACGUAUCCAGUCACACAAAGGAGUUGUGGGAACGAUUGUCGUCAAUGCAGAAGGAAUACCGAUAAAAACCACCAUGGACAACACCACAACAGUGCAGUACGCAGGGUUGAUCAGCCAGUUGUCGGAUAAGGCUCGUAGUGUUGUUCGAGAUCUGGACCCUUCAAACGAUUUAACGUUUCUCAGAAUACGAUCGAAAAAGCAUGAAAUUAUGGUAGCGCCAGAUAAGGAGUUUAUUCUGAUUGUCAUACAAAACCCAGCAGAGUAAAUCGCUCUCAUAUUUUAAUGUUCUUCACUGUUUUGUUUAUUUAUUGAUAUUGCUCACUAAUCACCGAUGUAAAUUAGCUGCUUAAAAUUUAUUAUUAAAACAGAUUUUCACUAA